This is a messenger RNA of Caenorhabditis remanei, 972 nucleotides long. RefSeq lists its product as uncharacterized. The transcript has 6 exons. Lineage: Eukaryota; Metazoa; Nematoda; Chromadorea; Rhabditida; Rhabditidae. The record is from RefSeq and is a predicted model, not a curated record. The coding region runs from base 1 to 972 and encodes 323 amino acids. Gene Ontology annotation, molecular function: G protein-coupled receptor activity. Gene Ontology annotation, cellular component: membrane. Gene Ontology annotation, biological process: G protein-coupled receptor signaling pathway.
AUGUUCGAGCAACAAGCGAUAAAUAACUCCGACCCCCAGCCAAUGGAGCCUCCAUCUCUGGAAAUUAUGCUCCUUCACCAUCUAAUGAUUAUCUUGAUCACACUGUUCGGUAACUCUCUUCUGAUUUAUGUCAUCUACAAAAACAACAAAGUUCUACGACGGAAACGAGUCACUCCUGUACAAAUGCUAAUGCUUCACAUGUGUGCUGCGGAUAUUCUCUUCGCGCUGAUCUCUGUCGGUCCCACCAUGGCCAUCACCGCUACUGUGCCCGUCUUCUACGGCCCAAAUUGGUUAUGCAAGUUCACCAAAUUCCUUCAAGUGAUUCCAAUGUACGCCUCCUCGUUCCUUCUUGUCGCUAUCAGUGCUGAUCGGUAUCAGGCAAUUUGUCGUCCUCUCGCCUCAAUGAAGUCUUCUGCUUACAACCGACCAGCCCUGUACUCGGCUAUCGCUUGGACUGCAGCUAUACUUUUCAGUACUCCUCAACUUUAUCUCUUUGAAAAACGAGAUGGUGACUGUCAUGAAAACUACACCGAGCCUUACCAAUACCCGCUCUAUGUCUGCUUGUUCAACUCAGUCGUCUGGCUUCUUCCCAGUGCAAUCGCCGGUUAUUUGUACUUCUGUGUCUGUAAAGCUGUCUGGAAGAGUGCCACUAUGCAAUGUGUGGAAUUGGAUCGUCGACGUGUCCAAACCGUGAAACUAACUUUGACAAUCGUAGCUGCUAACUUUGUUCUCUGGGCUCCAUUCUGUAUAACAUCAGUCAUUGAUGCUCUUUGGCCAUCAGCUAUUAAUUCCACAUUUGCCACGUACAUCAUGUUCUUCGGUAAUCUCAACAGUUGCAUGAACCCCUGGCUCUGGUUCCACUUCAAUCGAAACCAACUCCGCCGAGCCUGUCCGUGCCGAAAAUCAUCAGAACCUCUGAUCCAAUCGUUAGUUUAUGUACAUGUGAUGACCAGUGAGCACAGCGAUUUUUGA